AUGGGUGGUGGAUCCAAGAGAGGUAAGGAAUUUCAAGACCGCCAUUUAGUUUUAAAAAAUCUUCAGGAAGAACUGAUGGAAAUGGUAGAGGAAAGAACAAAGAUGCACCAAAUCAAGAAAAUCAUUGAAGAAGAGUUGCUUAUGGAAAUAAAAAGGAAAGAAGAAAUGAAGAGAAGACUAAAAAUGCUCCAAACUGAAUUGAUGAGCUAUCAUCAUGAGAGAGCUGUCGAAGAAGAUACGCACUUUAUUCCAAGGAAAUUAUUCCUGAACAGUGUAGAGACAUUAAAAACCGUCCCAAAGAUACAACUCGAGAUUGCACCCAGAGUCAUUUAUGAAAUGAAAGAUGGACCGUGUGGCAGCCUUUCCUACGGAGACCAACCCCAACCACUGCUGAAGGCACGGCAUUUGCACGGAAUCAGGACAACUCGCCCCCAAGACAAGUCACCCCUCAGUAAAACAGAAGACAACUCGCCCCCAAUUUAG
Molecule: messenger RNA, 483 nt
Organism: Magallana angulata
Lineage: Eukaryota; Metazoa; Mollusca; Bivalvia; Ostreida; Ostreidae
Exons: 7
Coding region: 1-483 (160 amino acids)
Source: RefSeq, a predicted model, not a curated record